GCAAACAAGCAAGCAGCAGAGCAGAUCAAGUAAAGGUAGCAAUUUGAGUAGUGUGCAAGCUAAGAUGGGGCACCAAGAACAAGAACAGGAAGUGAUCCCGCUGAUGACCCCGUACAAGAUGGGGCAGCUGGAGCUCUCCCACCGCGUGGUGCUGGCGCCGAUGACGCGGUGCCGCGCCAUCGGGGACGUGCCGCAGCCGCACGCCGCCGUGUACUACUCGCAGCGCGCCAGCAGGGGCGGCGUGCUCAUCACCGAGGGCACGGGGGUGUCCGCCACCGCGCAGGGCUUCCCGGGGUCCCCCGGCAUCUGGACGCAGGAGCAGGUGGCGGCGUGGAAGCCCAUCGUCGACGCCGUCCACCGCAAGGGUGCGCUCUUCUUCUGCCAGAUCGCACACGUCGGAAGGGCAUCCACCAACGAUUUCCAGCCGGACGGCCAGGCGCCGGUCUCGAGCACGGACGCGCAGCUCCCACCCGACGCCGAGUCCGGCACGGUGUUCUCCAGGCCACGCCGGCUGCGCGCCGACGAGGUCCCGGGGAUCGUCGACGACUUCAGGCGCGCCGCGCGCAACGCGAUCGAGGCCGGGUUCGACGGCGUGGAGAUCCACGGAGCGCACGGGUUCCUCCUGGAGCAGUUCAUGAAGGACGGCGCCAACGACCGCGCCGACGAGUACGGCGGCAGCGUCGAGAACCGGUGCCGCUUCGUGGUCGAGGUCGUGGACGCUCUCGUCCGUGAAAUCGGCGCGAGCCGGGUUGGCAUCAGGCUCUCCCCGUUCGCGGACUACUUGAACUGUGCGGAUUCCAACCCCUUGGCGCUAGGUCACUACAUGGUGGAACAGCUCAACAGGCACGAGGGGUUUCUGUACUGCCACAUGGUGGAGCCGCGAAUGGCCAUCGUCGACGACCGUAGGCAGAUUCCGCAUGGACUCCUGCCGUUCAAGGCGGCCUUCAAUGGCACCUUCAUCGCCGCGGGCGGGUACGACAGGGAAAAAGGGAACAAGGUGGUCGCCGAAGGCUACGCGGACCUCGUCGCAUACGGAAGGCUGUUCUUGGCCAACCCAGACCUGCCUAAAAGGUUCGAGGUAGACGAGAUCCUGAACAAGUAUGAUCGUUCCACCUUUUAUACACAAGACCCUGUUGUUGGCUAUACAGACUACCCUUUCCUUAGGGACGACAGCGAAGACUUAGCUGCUCAAGUUUAAUUGUGUGGAUGAUCGAUUUAAUCACGGUUACUGCACGAUCGAGAUCGAUACUACAUCCAUUUGAAUAUAUAUAUCUAAGAUGCAUUGUUUUUGUUUUAAGUUAGUUUUUUUAUAUUUGACCAAAUUUAUGUAAAAGAUAUAUGUGCUAAACUAGUUGAGUAUACCGGUGUGUUGCAACGACAAACGCUAGUCUGUGAUCAAAUGAUUUUAUUAAA
This is a messenger RNA of Zea mays, 1413 nucleotides long. It is a transcript of the gene opr3, whose product is annotated as 12-oxophytodienoate reductase3. Gene Ontology annotation, molecular function: FMN binding; oxidoreductase activity. Bases 65 to 1198 code for a protein of 377 amino acids. The record is from RefSeq and is marked provisional. NCBI's taxonomy places the organism in Eukaryota, Viridiplantae, Streptophyta, Magnoliopsida, Poales, Poaceae. The transcript is spliced from 2 exons.